AUUAGCGAGAAGGGGUUUUAACUUUCAAGUCACCAGUGCCAAUAACCCCUAACCCGCUAUCAGAGUAUCAUCAACUGUCAUCAACAUGACAAUUUCUGAGAAGACGGAGGCUGAACCAUAUCACCCUUGGGAACGGAACUUCAAUGGGAAAUCCUUCAAGCCUAACAGUAUAAUCUCCAUGAGUGCGUAUGGUCCGCAUCCCAGUUUCGACGUUGUUUUUGGUAAUUUAUAUCUCGAUAUUCAUACUAAAAAAGCCGCACUCAGAGCUUCUCCGUCUGUUGUGAGUCUCGUAUCUUAUUCAGGCGGAGAAGAGAUUUUCCAAUGUUCAGGAACAAUUAUAGAGAGCAAUGUUACUAGUAGUAUUAUACUAACCUCUGCUGAUUUGAUCCGGAUCCCAUCUCCUGAGGUUGGAAAUCCAACUGGUGUAAGCGCCACUCCAGAUGAAGAUAUUUAUGACAGGCGCUGUAGAAGUGCAAUUGCCAACCCUGUAAAUGUUGUCGUGCACCUAUCUGAUGGUCAGGAGUUCGAUGGUCAAAUCUUGGGAUUUGAUUCUCACUACAAUUUGGCUGUCAUAGAAAUCAAGUCAGCUACUCCUUUGACAGCAGCAUGUUUAAGACUUGUGGAUGAUUCUAUCUCGGUUGAUCCAAGUGAUUGCGCUUCAGAUUCUUGUCCACAUUCAGAUUCUUAUAAUCUUACCCCUGGAGAUUGCGUAAUUGCGCUUGGUCGUUUCUUUAGAAAGCCGUAUGAAUUAAUGGCCGCUCCUGGAGAAUUCAGCAUUAGUCGCUGUGAUUAUGAAUGCAAAGAGCUUUUUAGGGCGAAUUGCAGGAUCACAAGGUGUGGUGUUGGUGGACCACUUGUUAACUGCUCUGGGGAAGUUAUUGGGACAUGCUUUUAUGAUCUCUUUUAUACUCCUUUUCUGCCUGUGAAUCUGACUUCCAAAUGGUGGUAUCACUGCAAGAGAAUGAGGGAAAUGCAUCAGGAAAUCCGCCGUCCUUUGCUCUCAAUGGAACUUACCAACCUUUAUGCAGUUAGAAUAGGCUUACUAGAGAAGGUCAUUCAGAAGUUCCCUAACACCUUCAAGGGGGUUAUUAUUGAAGAGGUUGCACCAGGCUCUUCUGCUCAGAUAGCUGGAAUCUUUCCCAACGAUAUUAUUAUUGAAUUUGGUGGAAAAAGAAUCAGGAGUUUCUUGGAGUUGCUGGAGAUGAUGUGGGAUAAUGUUGGAAAUCACGUUAAGGUGGUCAUAGUACGACACAGUGACGGUGUUUCCAUGCCUAUUAGCAUGCUGGCCACUUUUACAAUUUGUACGCUGAACUCUGGAGGAUUUGAUGUCAGGCAUGGAAGAAUGAUUAUUUUGACCCCAUUUACUUUCUGCAACUGUCAAGAUAAGCAAAAUCUCAUAUGCUUUCUCUUCACUUCUUCUGUUGGCAGUAAGCUAGAGCUUGGAGAGGGUUUCGCGCCAAUAACCCCAAACCCGCCUUCAGACUUCAGUAUGAUGAAUUGGAGGAAGAGGAAGGCGCCAUCUGACCCUUGGGAACGACAGACAAAGGGCUCUUCCUACACCCCGGAUGAUAUGGCUUACGUCACAGACUAUGGUUUGAAGCGGCCUAAAUUCCAUGUUCAUUCCGGUAAUUUGUAUCUGGAUAUUCGUACUAAAAAAGCGGCUCUGAGUGCUUCUCCAUCCGUCGUGAGUCUUGUUUCUUAUUCAGGUGGAAAUGAGAUUUGCCAAUGCUCAGGAACUAUUAUAGAGAGCAAUGGGACUAGUAGUAUUAUACUAACUUCUGCUGAUCUGAUUCGGGUCCAAUCUCCUGAUGCUGAUUGCAACCGUAUAACUGCCAGUUCCACUCCGGAGGAAGAUGAAGAAGAGCGCUGCAGAAGUUCAAUUGCCGACCCCGUAAAAGUUGUUGUUUACAUAUCUGAUGGUGAGGAGUUUGAUGGUCAAGUCCUGGCAUUUGAUUCUCAUUACAAUUUGGCUGUCAUAGAAAUCCAGUCAGCUGCUCCUUUGAGAGCAGCACGUUUGAGACUCAUUGAUGAUUCUAUGACAGUUGAUCCAAGUGGUCUUGUUCAGGGAACACAUUCCGAACUUCAUCUCGACUCAGAUUCUUAUUAUAAUCUUACCCCUGGAGAUAGUGUAGUUGCAAUUGGUCGUUAUUGUAAAAAGCCAUAUGAAAUAAUGGCUGCUCCUGGUGAAUACAGCAUUAAUAGCUGCGAGUAUGACUGUAAAGAACUUUUUCGGGCGAAUUGCACUAUCACAAGAUGUGGUGUUGGCGGACCACUUAUUAACUCCUUUGGAGAAGUUAUUGGAAUAUGCUUCUUUUUUGAUACUUAUUAUACUCCUUUUUUGCCCGUAAAUCUGACUUCCAAAUGGUGGUAUCACUGCAAGAGAAACAGGGAAAUCCAACAGGAAAUCCGCCGUCCUUUGCUUUCAAUGGAACUUACCAAUCUUUAUGCAGUUCAACUAGGCUUGCUAGAGAAAGUCGUUCAGAAAUUCCCUAACACCUUCAAGGGUGUAGUUGUUGAUGAGGUUGAACCAGGCUCCUCAGCUCAGUUAGCUGGACUCCGUCCCGACGAUGUUAUUGUUGAAUUUGGUGAAAAAAGAAUCCGGAGUUUCUUGGAGUUGUUGGAGAUGAUGUGGGAUAAUGUUGGAAAACAUGUAAAGUUGGUUGUUGUACGAGACAGUGACAGUGUUUCUGUGCCGAUUAGCAUGAUGAUCGAUGAGCUGGCCGUUUUUGAAUUUCGGAAGAUGAACAUUGGAGGAUUCAAGUCAAGUCAGGUGAUCAAUCCGCUUCAAGCAAUGUGGUGUUUUGUUGGGACUACUUAUAUUCUUGUGAAGUGCUGGUUUAUUAGUUAUUUACUGGAUAGAACUUAUUUUGUUGGCGGUUGCUCCUGUUUCUAGCUAUCAAACUAUCAGGAUAAGCAAUCUCAUAAAUUUGAUGUUUCAACUUAUUUUGUUUGCUAAUACUUAAAUUUGAUGUCUCAGGAUAGUCAAUCUCUUAUGCUUAUUGGUUACAGUAAAUCGUAGUUAUUGGGACAAGCCAUCCCUAAUAAUUAUCUCAACAAUCUUUUGUGCUUAUAUCUUUACAUUCAUUCUAUGAUUGCCAUUUUUACAGCUUUGUGAUUG
This is a messenger RNA of Striga asiatica, 3118 nucleotides long. The record is from the annotation of a GenBank genome assembly. NCBI's taxonomy places the organism in Eukaryota, Viridiplantae, Streptophyta, Magnoliopsida, Lamiales, Orobanchaceae.